CUUUUUUGUUGCUCACGUGAACACACCUUCGUUCUUUGUUGGUUUAAACUUUACAACUUUGUCAGUAAAUUUAAAAGUAAACACGAAGUGGUGUGAAUUACACGCCGAUAACUAUAUGACAUAUGUUUGAUACGCUUCAAAGCAGUUGGCGGCAAGCUACCGUGCCGCUUAGCAUUAAGGGAAGAACAAGAUGUCCCGCCACGAAGCCAGGCUUCAUGCAGUGGCCUCCUAACAUUGUAACACGAUGGGCCGUUACACCACCUGUUACAGCUACAAAUGUCAUCAAAGAGGUGAUUUCUACGCCUCAUACCCUGCCGACCACCGCCGCUGGUUCCAGAUAUCGUCUCGGUGUUCGGGCCGGCAGAAGAGCCUGGACGAGCGGGCCAGACGCUCACGCUGCUCCCACUCUGGGUCUCGCCCUCCGGACGGCCGGCGGGGAGGUGGAGGAGUGGUGUUGCCGUGGAGACCGGACGAGGAGAGCUGACCUCCUGCUGACCUGAGGACCUGCCCGUGCACCGGAAGAAGCAGGACACGUACGUCUUGGGCACCAUUCAUCCCUUCAGGAAGACACACAGGUCACUUCCUGGAAAACUCCUGCAAGAAUUCCGACUGGUGGCAUCAGAUAGACGGUCAUGGAGGAUCCUGCUGUUCGGUUCUCUCAACCUGCUGUGCACCGCCUGUCUGCUCAUGUGGUGCAGCGCCACCAACAGCAUGGCUCUGACGGCCUACACCUACCUGACCAUCUUUGACCUCUUCAGUUUGAUCACAUGUCUGAUCAGUUCCUGGGUGAGCAUGAAGAAGCCCAGCCAGGUCUUCUCCUUUGGGUUUGACAGACUGGAGGUUCUGGCCGUUUUUGCCUCCACUGUUCUGAUCCAGCUGGGAGCCUUGUUCAUCCUGAAGGAGAGCGUGGAGCGCUUCAUGGAGCAGCCUGAGGUCCAUACAGGUCGCCUGCUGGUGGGCACGUUUGUGGCGCUCUUCUUCAACCUGCUCACUCUCAUGUCAGUGCGCAACAAACCCUUCGCCUGCGUGUCCCAAGCGGCCAGCAGCAGCUGGCUUCAGGAACACGUAGCAGAUAUGAGCAGAAGUCUGUGCGGCAUCAUUCCAGGUCUCAGCAGCGUGCUGCUGCCGCGCAUGAAUCCCUUUGUCCUCAUCAACCUGGCGGGGGCGCUGUCGCUCUGCGUCACCUACAUGCUCAUCGAGAUCAAUAACUACAACGCGGUGGACACGGCCUCAGCGGUCGCCAUCGCCCUAAUGACCUUUGGCACCAUGUAUCCCAUGAGCGUCUACAGCGGAAAGGUGCUGCUGCAGACCACGCCCUCUCACGUCAUUGGCCAGUUGGACAAGUUGCUGCGGGAGGUGUCCACGUUGGACGGCGUGCUGGAAGUUCGCAACGAGCACUUUUGGACGGUCGGCUUUGGAUCGCUGGCAGGCUCCGCCCACGUUCGUAUCCGCCGCGACGCCAACGAGCAGCUGGUCUUGGCUCACGUCACCAACCGCCUUCUUCCUCUGGUGUCCACGCUGAGCGUGCAGAUCUUUAAGGACGACUGGAGCAGACCGCUCCUCACAGCCUCGUCCAUCUCGCCUGCCGGCGCCGCCGAAGCCUACGGCGCCCUUUCCGCCUCCACGGCGCCCUCGUCCCUCACGUCGCCCGGAGGCGAGCCGGAGCGUCUGACGUCGACACCCUCCAAGCCCAGCAGUCCUCCUCCGGAGUUCUCCUUCGACACGCCGGGCAGGAACAUGCAGGCCGUCACGCUUCCUGCGGCGGGCCGACACGCGCAUCACGGGCCUUACUCCUACCCCGCCAUGCUGAGUCACGCCUUAGUCCGGCCUGGAGACGCCCUGGGUCUUGGCGUGCCGGGAUUGGGGGCGGGGUACGGCGCGGGUGUGGGCGGGGCCAGGAUGGCGUGGUCUCAGAACUACAGAACUUUGGGCGGCACGCCUCAGUACAGCCCGUACCGACCCUGACUGGACCACCAUGGACUUGUAGAUCCUCCAAAGAGACCACGCAGCAUCUUUACACGCCAUUCCCUUUUUUUAACGCCAUCUUCUUGUUGUAUCGGUGACGGAGCGGGGCCAAGAUUCUCUUUUUUUAUUUAGUCUGAAACUUUAUUCAACGCUGUUUCCAGAAGACUGACUCCGCCCCCUCCAGCCAAAGUGUUGUGCUGUGAUGUCCUCACGUUGUCAUGGCAACAAGGAUGUCGUCAUUGACGACCUUCAUCGAGCGAGCAAGACUUCACGUCUUUUGGACGCCGACUGGAGAAGCGAUGGCCGGGCGUCGCGACGUGCGAUGAGGUCAUCGGUUUGUGACAACGCCUCAUUUGAAAAUUAAAAACAACUUUUUUAAAAACAA
This is a messenger RNA of Nerophis ophidion (straightnose pipefish), 2350 nucleotides long. RefSeq names its product solute carrier family 30 member 6 (gene slc30a6). The transcript has 17 exons. Lineage: Eukaryota; Metazoa; Chordata; Actinopteri; Syngnathiformes; Syngnathidae. The record is from RefSeq and is a predicted model, not a curated record. Gene Ontology annotation, molecular function: monoatomic cation transmembrane transporter activity. Gene Ontology annotation, biological process: transmembrane transport; monoatomic cation transport. The coding region runs from base 688 to 1965 and encodes 425 amino acids. Gene Ontology annotation, cellular component: membrane.